Microtus oregoni (creeping vole) is the source of this 2361-nucleotide messenger RNA. RefSeq names its product chromosome unknown C5orf22 homolog (gene CUNH5orf22). Lineage: Eukaryota; Metazoa; Chordata; Mammalia; Rodentia; Cricetidae. The transcript is spliced from 9 exons. The record is from RefSeq and is a predicted model, not a curated record. Bases 793 to 1935 code for a protein of 380 amino acids.
GAAGCCCCCGAGCCCUGACAGGAGGGAUUCGAACCCCAGCAGUCUGCAGAGCCCUGGCCAGCAUCUGACGCUGGCUGCCUCCUGUCUCCCGCCGACGAUGAGAGCUGACCCCUCAGCUGUGAAAUGGGCACCAUAAUCGUAGAUCCUGUUAUCGGGCUGUUACUGAGGUCAUAAGUCUUCAGCGUUUCUGAACGUUUUAUAGCAGUGCUGUAGUAACGUGGAUUCCUUACGUAGACUUCUAGUAGACUAGAGGUCCGUGAGUCUAGGAGAUUUAUUUAAAGGACUUAUGGGGGAGGAGGUCUCUGAAUAUAAAACAAGAGGGGUUAAGAGUGAAGCUCAGUGUUACUGCUUUUGACGUUGACCUUGGGUUCAACCCCUCCCCCUAAUGGAGGAAGAGGACUUACUGAUGGAAAAAGAUAAAGGAGGAAAAGAAAGUUGAUUUCUGAGACACAGUCAACUUUGGGUUGGUCUGUGUUUUCCAGUUUAGUAGUAAACCUGGACACAUAGCAGGGUGUAAGAGUGGCCUAGGGCCAUCAUCCUAAAGGAACAGAAAAUGCCCUAAAACCUUCAGAGUACCUAGAACACAGAGUGGCUGAGCAGUUGGGUGAUAAAGACGGAGAUUUUUGUCAGCACCAUCUACAAGAGAUUUUAUAUUUUCCCACUUUUGAACACCUUGAUGCACUUCAGGUUCUGCCUUUCAUAUACCGGGCCAUAGGUUCGAAGCAUCUUCCUGCCAGUAACAUAAGCUUUUUACAUUUUGACUCCCAUCCGGACCUCCUUAUCCCUGUGAAUAUGCCAGCGGACACUGUGUUUGAUAAGGAAGCACUCUUUGGAGAACUAAGUAUUGAAAACUGGAUUAUGCCCGCAGUUUACGCCGGCCAUUUUUCUCAUAUAAUAUGGCUUCAUCCCACAUGGGCUCAGCAAAUCAGAGAGGGCAAACACCACUUCGUAGUAGGCAAAGACAUUUCUACCACCACAAUCAGGGUUACCAGUACAGAUUAUUACUUCCUAAGUGAUGGUCUCUUUGUACCUGAAGACCAGCUGGAAAACCAAAAACCAUUGCAGUUGGAUGUGAUCAUGGUAGAACCUUACAAACUCUGUAACAAUCAGGAUGACAGUGACUCCGUGUCUUCUGCAAAGAGGCCCAAGCUGGCACUGGGCGGUAGAGAGAGCACUUCCUCUGCUAAUGGGGACCCUUGCUCAGAAGGACUGUCAGGGGAUGCAGGGACCCCAAGAAGUGACCAUGCUUGCCAAGAGACAUCAUGCUCAUGUUCUGGAGGCCAGCAGUACCAGAGCCCAGCCAGCACUGGGAACAUUCUGGAAAUGCUGAAGGAUGGAGAUGCGUUUGUUUUAGAUAUUGACUUGGAUUUUUUUUCUGUCAAAAAUCCCUUCAAAGAAAUGUUCACUCAGGAUGAAUACAAAAUUCUACAGGAACUUUACCAGUUUAAAAAGCCUGAUAGUAAUCUUACUGAGGAAGAUUUGGUAGAUAUUGUUGACACUCGAACUCACCAAUUAGAAGACUUAGAAGCAAUUUUUGCUGAUUUGUGUGAUGGUGAUGGUGAAGAAACUGUACAGAGAUGGGCUUCAAACCCUGGAAUGGAAUCACUAGUUCCACUUGUACAGAGUUUGAAAAAACGGAUGGAAGUACCAGACUAUGAAAUGGUUCACCAGGCUGGGCUAACCUGUGAUUAUUCAGAACUCCCUCAUCACAUCAGCACAGAAGAAGAAAUUGAGUGCCUUAUUCAGUCUGUGUAUUAUCUACUGAAAAAUCUUCCAAAGCCUACUCUUGUGACAAUUGCAAGGUCAAGUCUGGAUGAUUACUGUCCUCCUGAACAGGUUGACAGCAUUCAGGAAAAGGUCCUCAGUGUGCUGAGCUCACUCUACGGGACCCUGGACACUCACCUGGUAUAUUCAGAGGAGUCUCCUCCAUGUUGAAGCUCACAGAGCACUAGGCUCCUGUGCAGUUGGUACAGCAGCAGGGCUUUUGUUUGUGAGUCUUCCAGAGGACACUUUCAUUUUUUGGCUUUUUGAGACAGGGUGUCUGAGUAGCCUUGACUGUCCUGGAACUUACUCGGUAGACCACACUGGCCUCAAACUCACAGAGAUCCGCCCAUCUCUGCCUCCCAGUGCUGGGAUUAAAGGCAUGUGCCACCACCACCCAGCCAGAGUACACUUUUUAUGUUAACUUUCAGUUGAAAUCAGUCAGAUAUUUUGAAUCUCAAGCAAACAUCAGUUGUUGAAUACGGCAAUUGAGGUAGAGGUAGGAGAUGUUUGUUGGUUUGGUUUUAUUGGGUUUUUUUUUUUUUUCUGGUUUUUCGAGACAGGGUUUCUCUGUGGCUUUGGAGCCUGUCCUGGAACUAG